AUAUUGAAUUAUUCUUCCUACUUGUAUUUAGGGAUUUACGGUUUCAUUAAAACUUUCAUUCUGUUCAUACCACUGAUCACGAGUUACUUGGCAUAAGGAUAACAUAGGAUAUACUUGACAUGUAGGAUAUAUUAUAUAAUAUAUAGAUAUAUAUUUGUAUAAAACUUAAUAGGACUACAAAAAAAAAAACGCUCUAUAAUAAUUACUAGUUAAUGUGUAAUAAUAAUAACGAAUACCUAUUACUCAUGUACAUCGAGGUCACAAUCUAGGCACGUUAUAAAUUUUUAAAUGAAAUCGCGACAUACCAAUAGUUACUAUAAUUCCCCCAUCAGUUAACUAUUUUGAAUCAGUCUGAUUGUUCGUCUCAUGUGAGAUGUCGCGAUUUUUUAUUAAUUUUUUAACAGUAUUGUCUACAUGUCUUACAUCAUAUAAUUUUAUAAUAUAAUAAUUUUUUAAUUUUUUUUUUUCUUGACUAAAUAACCGUUGACGCGUGGUCAUAUUCGCAUGAUUUUUCGCUGUAAUCGUAAAUUGUAAGGGUCCAACACGGAUGACGAAAUGGAAAAGAUGCAGAAAAAGGAUGAAUAUAAUACCGAAUACAACCAACAAGAACGUCCGAAAAGAGAAAGCAAAGUGUCUUGGAUACUGUUUAUAACGACGUUGAGUGUUAGCCUAGGAUGUUCUGUUCCAGCGGGUUAUAACAUUGGAGUAGUUAACGCGCCUUCGGAGAUAUUGAAACAAUGGUGCAACGACACGAUUUUGUUCCGUUAUGCUGUCGAAUUAACAAAACCUCAACUGGACGUUUUGUGGUCAGUGCUGGUUUCGGUUUUCCUCAUUGGUGGCAUCAUCGGCGGUGCAGCUGGUGGAAACUUGGCCGACAAGUUUGGCAGAAAAGGAGCUUUAAGACUUACAUACUUCCUAAACCUGCUGUCUGGUAUAAGCUUUUUAUGCUGUAAACCGGUAGCCCUUGUUGAAUUAUUUUUCCUUGCGAGGCUGAUUGCUGGUUUAUCAGCUGGUCUUACUAUGGCUAUGGUGCCUAUGUAUUUAUUAGAAAUAGCCCCUAUGAAUACUGAAGGUAUUUUUGGGGUAAUUUUUACUGUUGGACUGAACUUUGGUGUAGUUUUAUCUCAAUUUUUAGGAUUGGAAAAUCUUUUAGGUACUGAACAACUUUGGCCGUAUUUAUUUAGCUUAUUUGCAGGAUUAGUACUAGUUGUUCUUCCUGUACUACCAUUCGUUCCUGAGAGCCCUAAGUACUUGUAUACAGUGUGCAACAACUACAGAAGAGCAUUAAUUGAACUGAGUCAUUUAAGAGGAAAGCCUGAAUCAGAGAUAAGUUGGGAAUUAGGAAAGCUAGUUGUUUCGUCUGAAAUUUGGACAUUGCGUAAAGUGUUGAAUGAUCCAAUAAAUCGCAAAGCAUUACUUAUUACGUGCGUAAUAAUGUUAGGUCAACAACUGUCUGGAAUUAAUGCUAUAUUCUACUACUCAACCUCUAUUUACAUUAAUGCCGGACUGAGUACGGUUGGUGCUCAGUAUGGAAAUUUGGGUGCAGGACUUAUUAACUUUAUCGUAACAGUUUUAUCGACUGUGUUUAUAAAUAAUUUUGGACGAAAAACGUUGCUCAUUUUCAGUUGCAUUGCUUGUGUUUUUAUGCUCACGGGUUUAAUGACUUUUAUGGUCCUUUCGUCCGCCGGUACAAUAACUGGUUUGUCUUUCUUGUCGGUGUUCUUUAUAAUUGGAUAUGUCUUGUUCUAUGGAAUAGGCAUAGGCCCUAUCCCAUUUUUUAUCGGAUCAGAAUUGGUGGAUGUCGGGCCCAGACCUAUUAUCAUGGCAGCAAAUAGUGUUGCAAAUUGGUCAGGUAACUUUUUGGUCGGGCUAACUUUUCCAAUCAUUUCAUUGGCACUCAAAGAGUUCUCGUUUCUACCAUUCAUCGGGUGUACUAUAUUUCUCAUCAUUUUCACGUGGAAAUGUGUUCCAGAAACUAGAGUUACCACCGAAGUAGAAACAAUAGAACCUAAGUAGAUUUCUAUAUUAAACAUAAAUAGACCACAUAGGCAAACACAAAAAAAAAAAUGAAUACUUAGUAUUAUUACCACUAAAUGUUAUUGAGUACAAAUAUAUUGUUAUUUUAAUUUGGUUAUAAUGAAUUUAUUUUUAUUCCUUUAGUGCUGUUUUUUUUUUGUAUAUUUUAAUUUAUUGUUAUCAUUUGAAUAUUAUAGAGAAUUCCAAAACAUAAUUGAGAGAUAAAAUAGAAAAACAUGUCAUGUGACAAAAUAAAAUUUUGAACUUAAAACUGAAUCAUUAUUAUAAAAUUAGUUACCAAAACAAAAUGUAUACAAAAUAUGUUACAUUAAAUUGCUGCACGGGAAAAAAGUUGUAGUCAUUACAAUUCAAAAUGUUUGUUGACGAGUAUACAUUUUCAGUUCAUUGAUGAGUUUUUAUUAUAUUAUAAAUUUUUGUUUAUAAAUUUAUUUUGAACGAAUUUGUAUACUAGCAAAAUAGUAUUAGAUUAGUUAUUAUAUUUAGGUUUAGAAAGCAAUUAUUAUUUUUCAUUAUAUUACGUUACCAGAUUUCAUACAUCUCAGUAUUUAUUAAU
This is a messenger RNA of Adelges cooleyi (spruce gall adelgid), 2590 nucleotides long. Its product is annotated as solute carrier family 2, facilitated glucose transporter member 4-like. Gene Ontology annotation, biological process: monosaccharide transmembrane transport. The record is from RefSeq and is a predicted model, not a curated record. Bases 556 to 2016 code for a protein of 486 amino acids. The transcript is spliced from 12 exons. Gene Ontology annotation, molecular function: hexose transmembrane transporter activity. Lineage: Eukaryota; Metazoa; Arthropoda; Insecta; Hemiptera; Adelgidae. Gene Ontology annotation, cellular component: membrane.